Messenger RNA from Ooceraea biroi (clonal raider ant), 1275 nucleotides. RefSeq lists its product as uncharacterized. The record is from RefSeq and is a predicted model, not a curated record. Lineage: Eukaryota; Metazoa; Arthropoda; Insecta; Hymenoptera; Formicidae.
ACCUUUAUAGAUGCGCAAUACAAUGUUGCUGCAUGUACUUGCAUCUGUAAUUUAAAUUUAUUGCAAAACUAUCAAGACGGUGAAACUUUAGAAAGAAAUAAUUACUUAAGGUAUUUUAUAAUAUUUUAAGAUGUAUCAUUAUUAGUAUUGAUACCAUUUGUGUUUGUGUGAUAUGAAUACAAUAAUAAGUAAAUUAAUAAUAUGGAUAUAUUUUUUUUCUUUUUUUUAAUAGACAACACGUGAUGGUGCCACUAUCAUGGGCAUUAAGUAGAGCUUUAAGAUAUCGACCAUCAGAUCCAAAACAUUACAUAGCUCACCAAUUGUUACGUUGGAAAUACGGUAACGUUUCACAAAAGGAAAUGCACUAUGCUCAACAAUUUGUUAUUUCUGCUACUAUAACGAUGGAUCAGCGACUUCUGCAAGAACGCAAAAAGAAGGAAACGCUUAAAUAUCUAAAUGAAGCUGUAAAAGAUGUACCUUGCGACGUAUGUUUAGAACAACAAAAAUUAUAUCGCGUCAAAAAACGUUGUUCGAAAUGUACAAGAGUGUCUGCAUCGACACAUGGUAAGGAUAAAGUUUUUUUGUGAUUUAAAAAACAAUCAAAUUGAAGUCAACUGUUCUGAAGUCGAUUCUUGAAUAGGUAAAAUAAAUUUAUAAAAUUACAUUCAAAACAGAUAAGAAUCCUCAAAAUUUUGAAGAUUGUUAAAAUUUGGGUCAUCUUCUCCAAAAAUUAUUAAAUGGGACAAAAACGAGAAAUGUAAGUUUCUUAAAAAAUUCGUUUAUUUCAUAUUUGGACUUGUACAUUUGUCGCAAGUUUAUCAGAAUAUUUCAGUGCAGAAAUCGCACGAGAAUAUUAUGUGGAACGGAAUGGAAUGACAGUGACAUCACAAUAAAAGACGUCCAUAAUACAUCAUGGCAGUGAUCGGAGUUGUAAAUUUAUAAGGAUACUGAACCGCAUUCUUAACCUGCUUUCUUUUGUAUUUGUCGAGCAAACAUUUUUAAUAUCUACGUUAUGUGAGUUAUAUCAUUAAAAAGAAAAAUAUUAAAAUUAAAAAGAUACUAAAAAUGUAAAGACACACAUGUCAGAUAUCUGAACUUAAUAAAUGCUAAGUCGGCAAAAAUGCUUACAACUUCUACAGCUCUUUUGGAUCACUUUUUACAAAAUAUCUAAAAACUAAAAUUAAUCCAAUAUGCUUUAUACUUAUAUAGUCUAUUAUCAUAAUAAAAAUGAAUAUUCCACAUGUUGUAACGCAUGCAACAUGCCACAUAAAAAAA